Messenger RNA from Protopolystoma xenopodis, 504 nucleotides. Lineage: Eukaryota; Metazoa; Platyhelminthes; Monogenea; Polystomatidea; Polystomatidae. The record is from the annotation of a GenBank genome assembly.
AUGGAAGAAUGCGAAGUUCUCUGUUCUCGCGUCUGCAUAGUCGUUAAUGGUCGGCUUAAAUGCAUCGGCAGUUGUCAGAACCUCAAAUCUCGUUUCGGCCAUGGCUACACACUCAUUCUGCAAUUAGCAACAUCCUCAUCCUCUAUUCGUUCGCUUGGUCGCAGCCCUGGUGACACUGACUGCUGCUUAUUGCAGCAUCAAAUGCCGUCGUCUAGUCGCAGAGACAUCAACGGCAGCCCUGUGGGAUCGCCGCAUCAGCUGCCACCACUUUCCAGCUCCCGGCCAGCUUCUAUGCAUCACCCAAUAUCUAGAGGUCUACCCCGCCAUGCAUAUGCAGAUGUCAGCCCAGAAGACACAGUUGAACUGCCUGCAAGCGAAGGUGAAGGACCUACAGUUGGUGUAGCCGAAGUAAUGCAUUUCGUUUCGGAGAACUUUCCUGAUUCUCGACUUGUGGACCGACAUCAAGUAAGUUUCCAGUUUUCGAGAUCUAAGUUUCCGGUAUGA